Molecule: messenger RNA, 1567 nt
Organism: Oreochromis aureus
Lineage: Eukaryota; Metazoa; Chordata; Actinopteri; Cichliformes; Cichlidae
Product: zinc finger CCHC domain-containing protein 7-like
Exons: 8
Coding region: 34-1488 (484 amino acids)
Molecular function (GO): nucleic acid binding; zinc ion binding
Source: RefSeq, a predicted model, not a curated record
GCUGUUCCGCUACAGGUUGUGUCAGGUCUGAUUAUGGAGCACACUGAGGAAAAUGAAGUUGAUGAUGGGGAGGAAGGCUCCGAAAAUUUCUUUAUUCAGGGGUCCAGCAGUUCGGAAAACGAAAGAGAAAGUAUGAUACAUUCAAUGAGCUGCAAACAAGCUGCACGGCAGAACAGAGAAAGCUCCCCUCCGCUCCUCCUGGUCUUUCCAUUCUCCUCUGGAGGAAAAGGGGCUCUGCUGGACGCUGAGCUGGAACCGUCUUCUGGUGAUGACCUACAGGACGAUAAAGAUGAGGAUCAGCCCAUAGAGGAGUGGAUGAUCCUGGAAGGAAAGGAACAGGUGGAGGACUCGAGCAUCCAGCUCAAUCUGAGCUACAGGAACAGCUCCGGGGAGGACUUAGAUGAUGAAGAUUUGAAGGGCAACGUGCCAAAAUCAGUAAAAGAAAGCUGGGCUGUAUCUGUGAAAGACAAGAGUGGCAAGGAUCAGUCUCUGACCAGCCGUUAUUUCUCGCCUGGUUGUUCCCUGAUCUGUCGUGUAUGCAACAGGACAGGACACCUUGCCAAAAGCUGCUCCUUCCGCAAGAAAUGUCCCACAUGUGUCCUUUGUGGGAUCCAGGGUCACAUCCAAAGGAAAUGUCCAAGUCGCCCCUGUGGUAGAUGUGGACUGCCUUCACACGGGCUCAAGCCCUGUGAUCUGCCUCCAGUGUGGAACCAGCACUGCCUACGCUGCGGGAUGACAGGGCACCUUUCUGAUGCCUGCCCCGAUACGUGGAGACAAUACCACUUGACAGUUAGGGUAGAGGUUCCCCUCAGGCCACAGGCAAGACACAACCUCCAUCACAGGAAGUGCUGCAUUCAUUGUUACAACUGUUCUAAAAGAGGACAUUACGGUUAUGAGUGCACUAAAAGGAGGAUGGUUACGGGCACCUUUCCAUCGUUGCCUUAUGUUUACCGAUAUGACACCAUGGAAGACAUUCUCCAACUUCGGACCAGGCUAGAGGAAAGAGUUAAAGAGCCUGCACAUGGUUUCUCAGACCUGUCUGAAAAAACAGGGGCGAGCGGCGAGGAGAAUCGAUCAGUCCAGGGGUGGACAAAGACAAAGAAGGAGUUGCACACCCGAGCUGGCAGGAGGAAGACGUGGCAAGAGAGGUGCAAAGAGAGACGAGAGGUGAAGCGUCUGAGGAGGGAUGCUCAGGCCAGGCGGGAAGGAGGACUACUGAUGAAGUCCCGCUGUAGCUCUGAUGACGAAGCCUAUCCCAGAGUCCCCUUUAGGCAGCCCGAUGACUGGCACAAGCAAUCCACAGCACCUCCACAGAAGAAAAGGAGGGAUGAGACAGGUGGCAAAAAGAGCAGGAAGAGCAGAGAGGCAGAAAGGUGGAAGAAAAGAGGAGGGCUAAAACGUGGGUAUUUGUAUCCCCAUGCUGACAUAGAUAUCAGGAGUGUAAAUCUUCUUUCCCCAAAACAAAGAGUACGCCACAGAAAAAAAUGAUAGCUGAUUGUUUUUUAAUGUAUUUAUUUUUUGAGUGCUAAUAAAUGUAUCAAGUUUGCAAAGAAGUCAUUUUGUGCAU